Messenger RNA from Dothidotthia symphoricarpi CBS 119687, 1410 nucleotides. Its product is annotated as MFS general substrate transporter. The transcript is spliced from 2 exons. Gene Ontology annotation, molecular function: transmembrane transporter activity. NCBI's taxonomy places the organism in Eukaryota, Fungi, Ascomycota, Dothideomycetes, Pleosporales, Dothidotthiaceae. The record is from RefSeq and is a predicted model, not a curated record. Gene Ontology annotation, biological process: transmembrane transport. The coding region runs from base 1 to 1410 and encodes 469 amino acids. Gene Ontology annotation, cellular component: fungal-type vacuole membrane.
AUGUAUGAUCUGGAGGAGCAGGUCAUCGCCGACGAACAGAAAUCUGGCACGAGCGCAUGGCCAAACCCAAGCGAUGACGAAAUCGAGCGAACCUCUGGGACGAUGGAAGAACAACAGCAACCCACAACUCCGCCAAAAGAGCAUGCGUCUGGCCUUGCAAAGAUUCUAUCGCGAAGGUCUGUAGUAUCGUCGUGGAAAGAUCCGGGGCCUGCACCUGACGGAGGCUUGACCGCCUGGAUCCAAGUUUUUUGUUGCCACCUCACCAUCUUCACAACCUUUGGCUUCUUUACUUCGUAUGGAGUAUAUCAGACGUACUAUGUGAGCGAUUUGGGCAUAGAGCCGUCGACGGUUUCCUGGAUAGGCUCGAUACAGGUACUCUUCCUCUUUGGCAUUGGGGCAAUUAGCGGCCGGGCGACAGAUGCUGGUCUAUUCCGACACUGUUACAUCGCGGGCGCAAUGUUCCAGAUGCUGGGCAUAUUUACAAUGGCCGAGUCGACAAAACUGUGGCAACUCUUUUGUUCCCAGGGCGUGUGUCUCGGGAUCGCGAACGGACUGCAAUUUUGUCCUGCCAUGUCUCUGGUCUCCACGUACUUCGUAAAGAAACGCGCAUUUGCCCUUGGCUUCACUGCCCUUGGAUCGUGCACAGGCGGCAUUGUAUUUCCGGUCAUUGUCCAGCAAUGCCUGCCACGCCUCGGCUUUCCAUGGACAAUCCGAAUCAUCGGUUUCAUCAUGCUGGUCCUCAACAUCGUCACAAUCGCGUUGUACCGCACACGUCUCCCGCCUCGGAAAACCGGACCACUCGUUGAUUGGGAUUCCUUCAAAGAGGCUCCCUAUUCGCUCUAUUGUGCCGGAAUGUUCUUCGCAUUUUUCAGCCUCUACUUUGCCUUUUUUUAUAUUGGCUCAUACGGUCGCAAUGUCUUGGGCGUUAGCUACCAGCAGUCUAUCAACCUUCUCUUGGUACAAGUCGGCAUGGGGUUCAUAUUCCGUCUCCUCCCGAGUUACUUUGCGGACAAGAUAGGGAGUCUCAACGUUCUGAUUCCGUUCGUCUUCAUCUGCAGCAUCAUGAUGUUCGGAUGGAUUGGCAUACACUCUGUUGGCGCUCUGUAUACGUUCGCGGUCAUUUACGGAUCGGGUAGUGCAGUCAUUCAGUCGUUAUGGCCUGCUGCCAUUGGUGCGAUGAGCCGGACGCCUGAUCUGAACAAGUCCGGAGUCAGGAUGGGCAUGGCGUUUACUAUUGUGAGCAUUUCAAGCUUCACGGGUCCACCGUUAGCGGGUGCUCUGAUCCAAUUGAACGGCGGGAGCUACACCUAUGCUAAUAUCUGGGCCGGGACUUCCUUUUUCAUUGCAGGCUGUUUACUCAUCGCAGCUCGUUGUUCGGUGGUGGGGUGGAAACUGAAAGCUAGAGUUUAG